UUCCUGCUCUUCACCACGUUCUGGAUCGCUAAACCACAAGAAAACCCUCUAAGGCAGAAAUCCACCAGUUGAUCCUGAAAAGUCCCAGGGAAGGACAAUGAGAUGGGUAUUUGAAAGAGCUGCCUCCUCCUAACUUGUUCAUCGACCUCCAUAUGAACAGAAGACAGAAUGGCAUGAAAACCCUUAUGGAGGAAACAGACAGAGACUGAUAUAGAAAAGCACAUCCAAUAAAAAUGAAGAGUCGUGGAUUCCUGUCUCAAGCGUUGUGUGCCUCUGAAAUUUCCCACAAGAUAAAGUGGUUGAAAUUGAGCAGAACACCAUGGGCAGCCACAUGGAAGAGGACAUUCUCAAAAAGGAUUUCAGGAUGUUAAUAUCUCUAGGCUGUGGUUCAUUCGGGGAGGUGAAGCUGGCCUGCCACCUUCCCACACAUACACGAGUGGCUGUCAAGGUCCUUGAGAAAAACACCAACAGUGUGGCUGACAUCAGCACUGAAGUGAAUAUCCUUCAGUCUUUAGAACACAGGAACAUUGUUCGAUUUUUUGACAUGAUCGACACACCGACAACUUCUUAUCUGAUUAUGGAGUAUGUGGCAGGAGAAGAUCUGGAGAGCUGCCUCAGGGCACUGGGCUGUCUAAAGGAGGAGGAGGCUAGAGUGAUUUUCCGGCAGGUGGUGUCAGCGGUUCACUUCCUCCACCAAAGACACAUCACACACCGGGAUAUCAAAUUAGAAAACAUCCUAGUCAAUGCAGCAGGAGAUGCAAAGCUUUGUGACUUUGGUAUGGCAAUUCAAAUCACGGAGGGGCAGAAGUUGGAGGAGCUCUGUGGCUCCUUGCUCUAUUGGACCCCAGAGAUCUUGGCCAGAAAACCCUAUGGUGGACUCGCAGGUGAUAUAUGGAGCUUGAGUAUCUUCCUGUAUGUCCUGGUCACAGGGUACUUUCCAUACAUGGAAGAAACCCUUGAAAGAAUGUGCAAGGUCAUCAUCACCACAAUAUGUCCCAUUCCCUACCAUCUGUCAAAACCCUGUCACUUCAUCAUUACCCGACUACUCAUGGUCACCACCGGGUACCGAUUCACAAUCUGUCAGCUUGUGGAACAAACAUGGCUGGGCCCCAUUCAAGAACAUGUAUUUCCUGCCACCAAAGAAAUCCUGCCCAGGGUUGUGGAGACUAUGUGUACCAUCGGCUAUACCUGUGAGGAGAUUGUGUCAUCCCUAACUCACAGGCAACAAAAUAAUAAUGUCAUGGCCACAUGCAAUAUUCUAAAAUACAAACUGAGUUGUGGGGACAGCACUCAGAAGCCCUGGUUAACUAGCAGCUCUGCAGGUCCUGUUCGCCUCCCUCUCCCCUUGAAGAGAGCCAGUAAUCCAGCAUUUACAACCAGUUCACAUGCUAGGAAGGGUCACUUUAAGGAGGAGGAUGUGGAAGAAAGAGGCAAAAGGUGCAGAAGCUACACUGUGCCUCACAGAUACUCCUUCCUGGAGGUGAUGCCCUGUUCAGAUAACAUAGUCCCAGAAAGAGAUGCUCUUAUGGCUGAUGUCAUCAACACUGCUACAGGGGACAUUGCAGUCAAUAGGAAUUCUGUUGACCAUCUGCUUGUCAAUCUCUCCCCACCUGAAUCAGUCCUGGAUGCAACACUCACAGGAUUUCUGAAUCUGGGCUUCUCUGAAGAGGAAUCAUCCCAGGGACCAGAAGUUCCCAGUGACCAACCCCAGGUGGCACCCACCACAUCUGGAUCCAGGCCAUUCAGGUUCUGGAAACUGGUGAGGAAGCGAAUUUCCCAUGCACUGAGAGCACUGUGCUGCUGCUGCUGCAGACCCACACCAAGGUGA
Onychomys torridus (southern grasshopper mouse) is the source of this 1828-nucleotide messenger RNA. RefSeq names its product serine/threonine-protein kinase MARK2-like. The record is from RefSeq and is a predicted model, not a curated record. Gene Ontology annotation, molecular function: protein serine/threonine kinase activity; tau-protein kinase activity; ATP binding. Gene Ontology annotation, biological process: intracellular signal transduction; protein phosphorylation; microtubule cytoskeleton organization. Gene Ontology annotation, cellular component: cytoplasm. Lineage: Eukaryota; Metazoa; Chordata; Mammalia; Rodentia; Cricetidae.